Molecule: messenger RNA, 1743 nt
Organism: Desarmillaria tabescens
Lineage: Eukaryota; Fungi; Basidiomycota; Agaricomycetes; Agaricales; Physalacriaceae
Exons: 5
Coding region: 1-1743 (580 amino acids)
Biological process (GO): amino acid catabolic process
Molecular function (GO): L-amino-acid oxidase activity
Source: RefSeq, a predicted model, not a curated record
AUGAUCCUUGAUGAUCUUGGGAUCAAGUACGAGAUCUUGGAGGGUUCCAGUCGCCCUGGUGGUAGGAUCCUUACCCAUCACUUCCGGAGUGUUGACAUUGAGCCAUGGAGCUACUUUGAUAUCGGCGCCAUGCGCUACCCCGACAUCCCUGUUAUGUGGCGCGUCUUCGACCUCUUCAGAGAACGCCUUCAUAUCGGGGAUAAGCUCGUCCCCUACAUCAUGAACAGCGACAACCAGUUCCUUGAGUAUAACUCUCAACGCAAACAACUGAAGACAGUCAAUACUGAACCUACGGCCGAUUGGUUCAAAGACUGCUCGUCGGCGGGAGGGUUGGUUCCCCCUGAAUUCAUCGACAAGGGCGUCGAUCACUGGUUAGGCGAAUGCUUCACUCCAUUCAAGGACCUCUUCGUGGAGAAUUGGGAGAAAGGCUGGACCAAACUUAUGGAGUUUGACCAGUACUCAGCCAGAACGUUCAUGAUGCUUCCCUUCGAUAUCAAGAAGGAAGAUGGAACGACGUGUUUCUUGAAGAAAAAAGCUUACCCCAACUCUGCGAUCAAUUGGAUGGAGAGAAUGAACACAGGAACAGGUCUGUUUGAUAUGGCGUUCUCCGAGAUGGUCAUCGACGACCUUCAAUUCGACUGGCCUACCGGAUCAGCUAUGAAGUUCGGUGGAGACGGUGCAGCAGAAUUCGAUGGUAGCUGGCACUGCUUGGCAGGUGGUAGCGAAGUCUUCAUCAACACGAUGGUCUCCAAGAUCUCCGACCCUACUCAAAUUAAGUACAACAAGCGGGUCACCUCGAUCACUCCCACAGCGAAUGGAACCAAACCUCUUUCUGUCACAUACGGUAGUGGCGGAGCCAAGGCUUCGACCGAAUAUGACUACGUGAUCUCGACUAUCCCGCUCCCCGCAUUGCGCUUCGUUGACCUAGAUGGGUGCAACCUCAGCUAUGCUCAGCUGGAGGGCAUGCGUACCCUCCGCUACGACUCGAGUUGCAAAGUCGGCAUCAGGUUUAGCUCUAGGUGGUGGCAGACUCUCUCGACCGGCUCCAUCAAAGGUGGUCAGACCAAGACCGACCGUGUCGUUCGCACCGUCGUGUUCCCUUCCUACGGCGUUGAUGACCCGAACGCAGAUGCAGUCAUGAUCGCUAGUUACACGUGGUCGCAGGAUGCUGCUCGUGUCGGUGGUCUCAUGAAUGGGCGCAAGACUGUCGAUGAGCAGUUCUUGAUUGACAACAUUCUCAAGGAUCUUGCUGCUUUGCACGACGUUACAUUUGAUUUCUUGAAGAACGAGCUACAGGACUGGUGUGCAUGGGACUGGUAUUCCGAUCCGUUUACGCUUGGCGCAUUCGCCCUCUUUGGCCCUGGCCAGUUCAAUAAUAUCUAUCCUGCGUUCGGACAAGGUGCUGCCGGUGGAAGGCUCUUAUUCGCCGGAGAGGCCUUGAGUGAUCAGCAUGCAUGGGUUGAAGGUGCCCUCGAUAGCGCCUAUGAAGCCGUGCGGAAGAUACUGGAGGGGGCGGGUCUCGAGAAAUACCUUGAAAAACUGGAAGCGAACUGGGGCAACCCUUAUCUCGACAAGGCCGAAGCGGAGGAGUAUAAGAGUCUCCUGCGGGAGCAAGAGCUCAUUGGGGCUUUGUUCUCGACAAUCAGCGAUCGCGACGAAAUCAAGGAUGCUCUCCUUGGUUUGCGUAACAAGGGUCACUUCAAGCAAUCAUCUCUCGCCGCCCAGACUGCUCAAAAGGCCUGA